ACACUAUCCAACAUUGUCGUCCAAAACAAAAGCAAUUCUAAAACCGAAACAAAAGCGAAAUCGAACUAUAAUUGAAUAGUUGAGAGUAGAGGCGAAAUAUUCAGGAAGUCCUCAGUUCCGUCCUCCGGUCCUCCCGUCGCUGCUUUUCCGUUCAACAAGUUGUCAUGGAACUGGAAUGCUUCACAUGGACUACACAACUGUUGGGUUCACUAUUUCCUUCAAUAUGCAAAGGUGAAGAAGAAAUUACUGAAACUUUCGAAAGUUUGCCUGAUUGUCUCAUCAUUGAUAUUCUGAGUAGACUUCCAGCAUAUUCUCUUCUUAGAUGUAGAUGGGUUUGUAGGCAUUGGAGAGCUUUGGUCUCAUCACAUGACUAUUUUAUCACCUUAUAUGAUGAUCUCAGUAGAGCUAGUAGACCCCUGAUUCUCUUACAGGAUUAUUUGACUAUCAAGCACGGGCAAGAUCUUUAUGUUGUUGGUGAAAACCUUAAUAAUAAUAAUAAGAAGAAGAAGAAGGUCGCCUUCAAGCAACUAUAUCUCAGACCCGAGCUUAUGAUUAAUAAAUAUUGGGAUCACCAACUUGUUCUUACGUACACUUGUCAAGGAGUUCUUAUGUUUGGUGACUUGAAGUGGCAGUCUACUUAUUAUGCUUUCAACCCGAUAACACAAGAAGAAGUAGCUGUACAACAUACACUUCACCCGGGCUACUUAUGUGCUAUUUAUUUUUGUCCAUACACACGGCAAUUCAGAAUUCUUUACGCCCAAGUACGAGGCAGUUGUUGUCAGUAUUUCGUAUAUAUUUUCAAGACAUGGACAUGGAGGAAAAUUCGCUCGUCCUCCUCUUUCAACUUUUUGUCAUCUGGUGGCACUCCAGCAGUUGUGAAUGGAGCGUUUCAUUGGAUCAUUGACCACGAUUUAGAAAGAAAAGAUAUUCCUCCUUGUGCAAACGGAAUCAUGGUUUUCAAAAUGGAUAAGGAAGAACUCUCUGCUAUGCCUCAUCCCGGGAGCGUAUGCAAUUCAAAGCGAAAGCAUCAAGCUAUGACUCUUUUGGUGAAGGAUGAUAGUUUGUGUUUCUGUAACUUGCUUAUCUCUUACUAUGUAGUGGAUAUAUGGAUCUUGAAGGACUAUGAAAUGCGUAUAUGGAUCAAAAGGUACAAUAUUGAUCUCUGUGAUGAGAGGAUUUUCCCUUUUAGUUUGUAUUUCAUGAAUAUUUCAUCCCUUACCAGCGACAUUUGUGGGCGGAUAAAGCUUUUGAACAUCCAAGAAGGUGAACUUUUGCUUCACUUAAAGGGUAAAGGGUUGUUUCUUUAUAAUUUAGAUCAUAGAACAGUGAAGAGAAUUGAAUUGCCGCCACGCCAGAGCGGAUGGGGACUGUGGUAUACUCCUAUGCCUCAUAUGAAGAGUUUCUUAGCAAUAGCCUAAUUCCUGUAAGUUUUUUGUUCUUAUUAGACCUUUCUAAGUUUAGUAUUUUUUUUCAAGUUAUCAAAUGGUGUUUUACCUGUUUUUAC
Molecule: messenger RNA, 1504 nt
Organism: Nicotiana attenuata
Lineage: Eukaryota; Viridiplantae; Streptophyta; Magnoliopsida; Solanales; Solanaceae
Product: F-box protein At3g07870-like
Exons: 2
Coding region: 165-1418 (417 amino acids)
Molecular function (GO): protein binding
Source: RefSeq, a predicted model, not a curated record